CAUCGAAAAACCGCCUAAAGACUCGGAAAACAAAUGACUGAUGUCUUGCCAAGGGCCACCUACCGCUAGUUGCGGGGUACGAAAUUUAGACCAAGGUAUAAGUGUAAGUGUCUGUCCGAGAAAGGCAGCUCAGAGCACAGAUUCAAUUGAGCGUUCGAUCGUCUCGUGCCGACACAAUGGUCCAAGAUUGGAGAGAAAUUGUCGCAAAGAAGCGCGCCGAGGUUGCGAAGCAACUACCGCAAGAAUGGCGACUCCCUCAGACUAUCUUGGGCGAGAUCAACGCCAAUGCCGAUAUUGGUGUCCUCGACAUCCCUGCCAAAUCUGGCGUGUUGACUUCUAAGGAGGUGGAAAUCACAGAGAAGUAUGAUGCGGUCGACCUUGUUGCUAAGAUGGCCGCCAAAGAGCUGUCGUCCUCGGAAGUCACUCUCGCAUUUUGCAAGAGAGCUGCUGUUGCUCACCAAGUGAUCAACUGCUUGACGGAGAUGUUCUUCGAUCAGGCUCUCGAGAGAGCCAAACAUCUGGAUGAGUAUCUGGAGAAGGAGGGCAAACCCAUGGGUCCACUGCACGGCAUGCCCAUAAGCCUGAAGGACUCGUUCAUGGUGAAAGGAAUCCACUCGACUAUUGGAUAUGUUUCUUUCAUUGAAAGGCCUCCGGCUGAGGUCAACUCUCCCCUAGUCAAUAUUCUGCUCCAAAAUGGUGCGGUACUAUACGUCAAGACCAACAUUCCACAGACAUUGAUGACGGCAGACUCGGAGAACAAUGUCUUUGGCCGGGUACUUAAUCCCCACAAGCUCAAACUCAACGCUGGAGGUAGCAGCGGCGGAGAAGGGGCUCUUGUGGGUAUGCGUGGGUCGAUCCUGGGUGUAGGGACUGAUAUCGGAGGCUCGAUCCGAAUACCUGCAGUGUGCUGUGGCACCUACGGCUUCAAGCCGUCUGUUGGUCGGAUGCCUUAUGGAGGUCAAGCAAAUCCGUCCUUGGAUGGCUGGACAGGUAUCAUGCCAGUUGCGGGACCACUGGCGCAGAGUCCUCGGGAUUUGCGGCUUUUCCUGGAGGCGGUCAUUAAGUCAAAACCAUGGGACUUUGACUAUGCAGCCCUCGCAAUGCCAUGGCAUUCGGUUCCAGAGAAGAAGACGCUUACCAUUGGCGUCAUCCUUGAAUGUCCUACCUGGCCAGUGACACCUCCUAUCAUGCGAGCCAUGAGAACAGCCACAGAGAAGCUCAAGCAGGCAGGACAUAACAUUGUCAUGCUUGGGAACUUCCCUUCCUUCAAGGAGGCAACGGAGUUGUCGUGGCAGUUUUUCGAUAUCGACAAUGAGUGCACGGGAUUCAAGCAUAUUGAUGCAUCUGGAGAGCCAUGGGUGAAGUCUGUGGCCGACAUGUAUACUCCGCCGCCAGAAGGUAGAAAGAUCAAGACGCUGCGGGAUCUCUUCGACAUGAAUGCAAAGCAGCUCGAUUUCCGCCGCGGUUGGUUAAACAUAUUCAUGGGCAACAGUUUGGACGUCAUUCUUGCACCGGGCGCCCACACGACUGCAGUUCCUCAUGACACUUUCCGGCUUCCACCAUAUACCGUCAUGUGGAAUCUUCUUGCGUAUCCUGCUUGCAUCAUUCCAUACUUGAAGGCCGACAAGAGCAUUGACAUGCCUGAUGCAAGGACUCCAGAUUACGAUCCUGAAGUUGUGGAUGGUGCUCCGUGCAACGUUCAGAUAAUUGCCAGGUCGGAGCAAGACGAAGAGCUAAUGGCUGCUGUAGAAAUUGUUGCCAAGGUUCUCGAGGUUUGAUGUAGAUUUAUAGGUGGGCGUAAAGCGUGAAUAGGUGCCCUGAAAUGCCUUAUAUUUCCCGGUGCUGGAGUCACCCACAGCUUGAUGCAAUGGGAAUUAUUUCCGCGCAAUAUAAAGUCAAAUUCUGAGGG
Messenger RNA from Exophiala xenobiotica, 1909 nucleotides. RefSeq lists its product as uncharacterized. The transcript has 7 exons. Bases 177 to 1778 code for a protein of 533 amino acids. The record is from RefSeq and is a predicted model, not a curated record. NCBI's taxonomy places the organism in Eukaryota, Fungi, Ascomycota, Eurotiomycetes, Chaetothyriales, Herpotrichiellaceae.